Molecule: messenger RNA, 1537 nt
Organism: Manis pentadactyla (Chinese pangolin)
Lineage: Eukaryota; Metazoa; Chordata; Mammalia; Pholidota; Manidae
Gene: HAPLN3
Product: hyaluronan and proteoglycan link protein 3
Exons: 6
Coding region: 330-1412 (360 amino acids)
Biological process (GO): cell adhesion
Molecular function (GO): hyaluronic acid binding
Source: RefSeq, a predicted model, not a curated record
UGUCCGCGGCGCUUCCUUUCUGGCCAUUCAAGAUCCCCAAAUCCGCCUGCUGCCUCGGCCGGGCUGCCUGCGGCCGGGAGCGCCCGAGCCGUCGAGGAGCCGUCUGGAAACGGUCCUUCUCAGGAUUUGCUGGCUUGCUUACUGCUCAUUUUGCCUGGAGUGGGGAGGCAGCCCUGAGAGCAAGGACCUCACCUAGCUCAUCACUGUCUUCUUGGCUCUGAGAACAGUUCCUGGCACACAGGAGGCGCUCCAGAAUUACCUGUUGAGCGAUUUGCCCCGGGCCCCAGCCUUGCCCAGGACACCCUGGCGCUGCAGUUGUGCACAACGCCAUGGGCUCGCUGCUCCUGGUCCUGCUGUUCCCUCUGCCCUGGGUCUCCGGGCUGCCCUUCUACAAUGGCUUCUACUACUCCAGCAGUGCCAGUGGCCGCAGCCUGGGCAACAGCCACAGCGAAGGCAUCUUCAGUGGAGUGAAGCUGGUCGUGGAGACGCCGGAGGAGACCCUGUUCUCCCACCGAGGGGCCAACGUAACCCUGCCCUGCCGCUACCACUACGAGCCGGCCCUGGUCUCCCCGAGGCCCGUGCUCAUCAAAUGGUGGAAGCUGUCGGAGAAUGGGGUCCCCGAGCAGGACGUGCUGGUGGCCGUCGGGCUGAGGCACCGUUCUUUCGGAGGCUACCGAGGCCGGGUGCAUCUGCGGCAGGACAGGGAGCGCGAAGUGUCGCUGGAGAUCCGGGACCUGCGGCUGGAGGACUGCGGACGCUACCGCUGCGAGGUCAUUGACGAGCUGGAGGAUGAGAGCGGCCUGGUGGGGCUGGAGCUUCAGGGUGUGGUCUUUCCCUACCAGCACCCCCAGGGUCGCUACCAGCUCAACUUCCACCAGGCCCAGCGUGCCUGUGAAGAGCAGGACGCAGUGGUGGCCUCCUUCGAGCAGCUGUUCCGGGCCUGGGAGGAGGGCCUGGACUGGUGCAAUGCAGGCUGGCUGCAGGAUGCCUCGGUGCAGUACCCCAUCAUGCUGGCCCGGCAGCCCUGCGGUGGCCUGGGCCUGGCACCCGGUGUGCGCAGCUAUGGCCCACGAGACCGUCACCAGCACCGCUACGAUGUGUUCUGCUUUGCUGCUGCUCUCAGGGGGCGGGUGUACUACCUGGAGCACUCUGAGAAGCUGACGCUGGCAGAGGCAAAGGAGGCCUGCUGGGAAGACAGCGCUCAGAUCGCCAAGGUGGGCCAGCUCUUUGCCGCCUGGAAGUUCCAAGGCCUGGACCGCUGUGACGCUGGCUGGCUGGCAGACGGCAGCGCCCGCUACCCUGUGGCUCACCCACGUCCCAGCUGUGGGCCACUGGAGCCUGGCGUCCGUAGCUUCGGCUUCCCAGACCCGCAGAGCCGCAAGUAUGGCGUGUACUGCUACCAGCCAUGCUAGCACCCCGCGCCAGCUCCGACCCGCCCGGGCCCCUCCCCUCACGGGCCGUAUUUAUUGAGUGGUUCAUUUUCCCUUGUCAGUUGGGGCAAUUUUCAUAUUGUUUUUAUACUUCUCAACUUAAAAUU